Messenger RNA from Cariama cristata (Red-legged seriema), 1554 nucleotides. RefSeq names its product kinesin-like protein KIF21A. Bases 11 to 382 code for a protein of 123 amino acids. Gene Ontology annotation, molecular function: protein binding. The transcript has 3 exons. The record is from RefSeq and is a predicted model, not a curated record. Lineage: Eukaryota; Metazoa; Chordata; Aves; Cariamiformes; Cariamidae.
ACUUGCUAUUAUGGGAGACAACCUUUUUAGUGGAUCCAGAGAUAAUGGAAUUAAGAAAUGGGAUUUGGCUCAAAAAGACCUCCUUCAGCAAGUUCCUAAUGCUCAUAAAGACUGGGUGUGUGCGCUUGGCCUGGUACCUGCUGCUCCGGUUCUGCUCAGCGGCUGCAGAGGAGGCACCCUCAAGCUCUGGAAUGUGGAUACCUUCGCACUCAUUGGGGAGAUGAAGGGACAUGACAGCCCUAUAAAUGCAAUCUGCACCAACUCCAGCCAGAUUUUCACAGCAGCAGAUGACAGGACUGUGAGGAUCUGGAAAGCUCGAAAUGUAAUAGAUGGACAGAUCUCAGAUACAGGAGAUCCAAGUGAAGAUCUUGCCAGUAAUUGAAAUGAUGGGGAUAAAUGAAUAUAUUGGUGAAUUUGAGGUGCACUCUAUGCAGUUUGCUGCAUGCUUAUUAGGUAAACACUGUUGACUGGAAUGAACUGAGAAAUAAGUGUGAACACUUCUACUAGACCUGCUGUCCUUAAAAUAUGUACUGUAUUUAAGAAAAAUAACCUCUUGGUAACAUGCUUGUGUCUCAGUGGUCACAUAUAUAUGUCUAGAUAUUAUGGCUGAAUUUGUGUGCAUAUGUAACACUUGCAGUUUAAAUUAACUGGAAAUCAGUCUUCUCUAAUGACCAUCUCAAAAUUAUAACCUGGAAUAUAUAACAAAAGUGCUCUGCUGUAUUUCACUCACAAGUACGAUCAGCUGUUUUGCAUUUUAGGGUAGCAGGGGAAUGAUGAUGUCCCAGUAACAAGCCUUUGAUUACGACAGGCAGUUUCAAGAUUCUAAAGGUCACUUACACUGUUGUUAGGAAAGUGGAGUGAAAAAAAGAUGGGAAGAAGCUGUUGAUGUCACAUCUAUCUGACAUGGCUGUAUCCCGCUAACAAUGAAUGCCAUAUGAUUUGUGUUAAUGUUAGCAUAUAAUACUUGUUGACCAAAGUUGUGCAGCUAUGUAUACUCUGUGCUCAGGACUAGAACUCAAAUGCUCAGAAAUUGGUAUGUUUUAUUAGUGUUUUGCCUAUAUUCUGUAAUGACUACGUGUUCUUAAUGUCAUGACAGAAAUAUAUCUUAAUCUAUUUUUUCUUAUGGAUUUGUUUCUAUCAUCUCACAUUUUCUUUUUUAAAGCAAAAUGUCUUUCCUUUUUAUCUAAUUUUAUAUGCUGCUAAAUGUAUUUUAAAUACACUGUUUUGCAAACCUUGCAGUUACUUUGAGAACUGAACCACAUGUUGUACUGGAAAAUGCUAUGUAAAUAGAUGGUUGUACAAAGGAAAUAUCUUAUCUUGUGCCUGUAUGACUUUUAAAGCUCUUAGAGUGUGGAUAUUGAGGGAAGAUGUAUAAUUUACCCAACUGCUCUGAAUAUUAAUUUGUAAAUUCUGCAAAUUUUAAAAAAUUAUGUAGAUUUAGGUACAGUGUUUGGAUAUUGAGGUUUUUUGGUUGGUUGUUUUUUUCCAGAAAAUAUCUGUCUGUAAAUUGUAGCUUAUAUAGGUAACAUUUAAAUAAAGAUGUGAAUGUGAACU